Messenger RNA from Phyllostomus hastatus (greater spear-nosed bat), 2354 nucleotides. RefSeq names its product T-box transcription factor 19 (gene TBX19). Gene Ontology annotation, molecular function: DNA-binding transcription factor activity, RNA polymerase II-specific; RNA polymerase II cis-regulatory region sequence-specific DNA binding. NCBI's taxonomy places the organism in Eukaryota, Metazoa, Chordata, Mammalia, Chiroptera, Phyllostomidae. Bases 1 to 1332 code for a protein of 443 amino acids. Gene Ontology annotation, cellular component: nucleus. Gene Ontology annotation, biological process: positive regulation of DNA-templated transcription; mesoderm formation; cell fate specification. The transcript has 8 exons. The record is from RefSeq and is a predicted model, not a curated record.
AUGAGCGAGCUGGGCGCGCAGAAGGCCGGCGACGGCUCCAUCUCCCGCCUGCUCACCGUGGUGGAGAGCGAGCUGCAGGCCGGCAGGGAGAAAGGCGACCCCACGGAAAAGCAGCUUCAGAUCAUCCUGGAGGACGCCCCUCUCUGGCAGAGGUUCAAGGAGGUCACCAAUGAGAUGAUCGUGACCAAGAACGGCAGACGGAUGUUCCCCGUCCUGAAGGUCAGCGUCACGGGGCUGGACCCCAGUGCCAUGUACUCCCUGCUGCUGGACUUCGUCCCCACCGACGGCCACCGCUGGAAGUACGUCAACGGGGAGUGGGUGCCCGCGGGCAAGCCCGAGGCCCCCGGCCACAGCUGCGUCUACAUCCACCCGGACUCGCCCAACUUCGGCGCGCACUGGAUGAAGGCGCCCAUCUCCUUCAGCAAAGUCAAGCUCACCAACAAGCUCAACGGAGGCGGGCAGAUAAUGCUGAACUCGCUGCACAAGUACGAGCCGCAGGUGCACAUAGUGCGCGUGGGCGGCGCGCACCGCAUGGUCAUGAACUGCUCCUUCCCGGAAACCCAGUUCAUUGCGGUGACAGCCUAUCAGAACGAGGAGAUAACAGCUCUCAAAAUCAAGUACAACCCCUUUGCCAAGGCCUUCCUGGACGCCAAGGAAAGGAACCACCUGAAGGACGUUCCGGAAGCUGUCUCCGAGAGCCAGCACUCGGCCUGUUCCCGCUGGGGAGGCUGGAUCUUCUCCAAUCCGGACGGCGCGUGCCCCGCGGGAAAUGCCAGUUACCAGUACGCGGCCCCUUUGCCUCUGUCCGCGCCCCACACCCACCGAGGCUGUGAGCGCCACCCUGGCCUCCGGGGACACCGGCAGACCCCCUACCCUUCUGCAUACGUGCACAGAAACCACGCUGCCUCAGUGAAUCUGAUAGAGAGCCCCGGCAGCAAUCUGCAAGUUUUCUCUGGAGCCGACAGCUGGACUUCCAUACCCCCCACGCCGCACGCCAGCAUCCUGUCCGUGCCCCACACCAGCGGCCCCAUGAACCCAGGGCCCAGCCCCUACCCGUGCCUGUGGACCAUCAGCAACGGCGGCGGGGGCCCCGCCGGGUCGGGCCCGGAGGUGCACGCCGGGUCGCCGGGAGCAUUUCUUCUGGGCAGCCCCGCGGUGACCGCGCCCCUCUCCACCCAGGCACCCGCCUCGGCGGGUGUGGAGGUCCUGGGGGAGCCCUCGCUGACCAGCAUCGCCGUGUCCACCUGGACCGCAGUGGCCUCGCACCCACUCUCGGGCUGGGGUGGCACGGGCGGGGGCGGGCGCCAUUCUCCCUCCUCACUGGACAGCUAGGCGGGGUCUGAGGGCGGGGCCUGCAGAGGACCUUCUAGCAUUGGGCACUUAGAAACCCCGCCCACCGAUUCCAUUGAGUGGCACUUAGAAGCCCCGCCCACCCAUUCCAGUGGGCGAGGCCGCAGGCCCUCCCCCUCCCCAGCGAGCUGCAGGGCGGGGUGGGCUCUCCCGGCAGCCGACUAGCAGAUGGUUCAGCGUGGAUGAUGCCAAUUAUGUCCUUGGGUGUCUCUGCCCCGUUCUCCCGCGUUCUCAUUCCCUCCGCGGCGUGUCCGCGCUGUGCUUCGGCAGUGGCGGGACGACGAGCACCUUCCUCGUGCCUCGCCCUUCCUCCCAGAUGGGCCUGGAAGGCCACGCUCCUCUUCGGUGACAGGGUGCCAAGCUGCUGAGCGGGCUCCAGGUCGGCCCACCCAAGGCCACACCACUUGGCAGCUUCGCGCGGCCCUGGAAGGGGUGUGGCGCUACGGGCUCCUACCCUGAGCAAAGAGGGGCCGAGGCCGUGACUCAGAGUGAAGUUUGCAGAGACAGCGCGAACCGUGGCGUCCAGCAGGGGGCGCGGGGCUGAGGCCUCGAGACCCAGUGGCCCCCUUGCUCCGGAACCUCCGGCGGCUCGUGGGCGGCUGCUGGGUGGAGCCACACCCCUCACCCCCAGGAGCUCCUCUACCAUCCCCACCCCCCCGCAGCUUCCCCGCUGGGGCUCCCCGUGUCUCGGCAGCACCCUGUAUUUCGGUCGAGGGAGACGUGUGUGUUGUGUUCGAUGGGCUUUCACGCCGCUGUACCUUCUCCUGUGCCUGGGCCGCCCUCUGCCCGGCCCCACUGUGCGGAUGCCACUGCCACCCCUCUCCCGGGUCAGCGCCGCUGUGGAUGCCCCUCCCCCCACUAGCCAGGCACACUUGGGCUCUCCCUGCGCCCCCCGCUGCCUUGCCUGUGUCAGGGAGAGCGCCCCAUCCUGCCUGAGCUCUUCUUGCCUGCGGGUGUGCCCCUCCCCACAGACCGCAAGCCCCUCGGGGCGAGGCCUCACCCUG